UCCUAGGGGGGCUCGGCCCCGGCCCGCCCCUCUCCUCUCCCCUCCCUCCAAUUUCUCCUUCCUCCGGUUCCCCGGCCCCUCGGCGAGCGGCCGGUCCCGGUGCCCAUCCCGGCUCGUCGGGGAUGCUGCAGCCUCCCUCCCACCCCGGAGCGCUGCCCGGCGGCGCGGCCCCGAGGGUACCAUGAGCGGCGGCAGGUUUGAUUUCGAUGAUGGAGGCGCCUAUUGCGGGGGCUGGGAAGGGGGCAAAGCCCACGGGCAUGGCAUCUGCACCGGCCCCAAGGGCCAGGGCGAGUACUCAGGCUCCUGGAACUAUGGCUUCGAGGUGGUGGGCAUAUACACGUGGCCGAGUGGCAACACCUAUGAAGGCUACUGGUCCCAAGGCAAGAGGCAUGGCCUAGGAAUCGAGACCAAAGGACGGUGGGUUUACAGAGGAGAGUGGACCCAUGGCUGUAAGGGACGGUACGGUGCGAGGCAGAGCAUGAGCAGUGGAGCCAAGUAUGAAGGUACCUGGAAUAAUGGCCUGCAGGAUGGCUACGGCACUGAGACAUACGCUGAUGGAGGCACGUACCAGGGCCAGUUCACCAACGGCAUGCGGCACGGCUACGGUGUGCGGCAGAGCGUGCCCUACGGCAUGGCCUCGGUGGUGCGCUCCCCACUGCGCACAUCCUUGUCCUCCCUGCGGAGCGAGCACAGCAAUGGUACCCUGCCGCAGCAGGACUCGCCCGCUGCCAACGCUGAGAGCCUGCCCCUCUCACCCACCAUCACCCGCGGGGGCUUCGCCCUCAGCCUCUAUGCAGAGGUGGAACCUGGCAAGCCCAAGAAGGGGGGGCUCUUCCGCAGGGGCUCCUUGCUGGGGAAGCUGAAGAAGUCCGAGUCCAAGUCAUCCCUGUCCAGCCAGAAGAGCCGCGUCAGCUUCCUCAAGAGCGAGAGCGGGAUCAGCUCGGCCGCCAGUGAUGCCACCUCCACCGUCAGCCUGGGUGAGGGAGCUGAAGGUGAGGAGUACUCCCCCUUCGAGUCCGACAUCGAUGCCACCACCACGGAGACCUACAUGGGUGAGUGGAAGAACGACAAGCGCGCUGGCUUUGGUGUCAGCGAGCGCUCCAGCGGGCUCAAGUAUGAGGGUGAGUGGCUGGAUAACCUGCGGCACGGCUACGGCUGCACCACGCUGCCCAGCGGCAAGAAGGAGGAGGGCAAAUACCGCCACAAUGUCCUCAUCAAGGGCAUGAAGAAGCGUGUGAUACCCCUCAAGAGCGCCAAGAUCCGGCAGAAGGUGGACAGGAGCGUGGAGGGGGCUCAGAGGGCUGCGGCCAUCGCCCGGCAGAAGUCAGAGAUCGCAGCAUCCAGGACAGCUCAUGCCAAAGCCAAGGCUGAGGGGUCUGAGCAGGCAGCUCAGGCAGCUAACAACGAAUCGGGCAUAGCCAGAAUGAUGGCCAGGGAGCUCUCUCCAGACUUCUACCAGCCAGGCCCCGAGUACCAGAAGCGGAAGCUGAUGCACGAGAUCAUGGAGAACGCGGAGCAUGCCAUCAACAUGGAGGAGGAGGUUCCUCGGCCCGAGGGCGCCCCACCGCCCCCCACGCCCCCCGAGAGCCCCCAGCUCCACGAGCAGGACGAGGCCCGGGCCCCCCCCAGCCCCGCCGCCACCCCCCCGGAGGCCAAGCGGGCCAAGGCUGCUCCGCGCCAGGACGGUGCCCUCCGUCCGGGCAGCUGGGCCGAGCCCGCCGGGCGCUCGGGUGGCGGAAGCCCCGCACCCCCCGACGGCGAGGCCCGGCCGGGGUCCCGCGGCUGGGCGCGCCCGGCCGAGCAGAUGGAGAUCGAGCCGCUGCAGAGGAAGGCGCGCGAGCCCGACGGGGAGCACUUCCAGGGGUACCACAGCUACGCCGUCCGCACCUCCCCUGCCAUGGACUAUGAGGAGGAGCCGCUCAUCGAGCCCGAGCCGCCCUCCGCGGAGCCCCGAGGGGACGCCCAGCGCCGAGGGGACACCCCUGUCCCGCCGCAGGAGCGGGAGGAGAAGCCGGCGGCCAAACCGGAGAUCAAGCCGGAGCCACAGCGGGCCAAGGAGCCGAAGCAGCGCCCCAGCCCCGAGCGCAGGGUUGCGGGUCAGGCUGAGCCCACCGCGGACAAGAAGACUGAGGCCAAGGGGCCGCGGCGGAUAGAGCCCAAGGGGGGAGCCAAGGCGGUCCCUGGCCCGGUAGCGGCGGUGGCGGCAGCGCAGGAGGUGGAGGAGUACGAAGAGGGACCUAACACAAUCGUGAUCUGCAUGGUCAUCUUACUCAACAUUGGUCUGGCCAUCCUGUUUGUACAUUUCUUGACAUGAUGUGCCCCUCGGACAAGGCGUUGCUGCUGAUGGAGACCAUGGACCUUGGCGGGGAUUAAAUCUCAGCUGCCUGGAAACACCUAAGAGGAGGACUUUGAGAUCCCAAGGUAGCACUGCAAACAUCAACCUUAAAUGCAAGCACCUGAAGCUCAGUUCAGUCUCCCUGUUCCCAGGCUGUGGCUGGCCUCUGCAAUCUACCAAGGAAAAGCCAGGGUUUCUGCAAUUCAGCCUCCUUCUCUUCUUUGUAUGAAAUAGCAGUUGCCUUAAAUUAUUCUCACCAAAGCCAUCAACUGUCCUGUUGUGCCAGUGAUGAGGGAUUUACCUGUAGCUGUAGGAGAACAAGUGAGAAGGUCUUAUGUGUGCACACUGAUGUGUUUUGUAAUUCCUUUGGUUGACUUAGUGUCAGAGAUUUCCCAAAGACUAUCAUCCAUGGCUUGGAGAUGAAGCAAUACACAGCAACCAAAACGACUCAUUGGAGCUGUGCCAUGGCUAAGGGUGGACGUCACCCUCUGUGCUUGGAAAUCAUCCAAAGGGACAAACAAACGUCUUUGCUUUUCCCAUUGCCUGGAGUCGUUUUCCACGUAUGGAGGACUGAGAGGGGGAGCAAGUUGAAAUUGGGCUUGUUAAUGUGUAACCAGUCCUGCCCAUGCCUGUCGACGUGCCACGGAGGGGGGCUGCGGGAUGGGGUGUGAGGGACUGGCUGACCCAAGGCUGUUUGUGCAUGUGGAGGGUGCUGCAGGUGGACAUUGUGCCCGUGUCAGGACCAGGCACAGUCUGAGUACUCUCCUGCUACCAGCAAUACUCCGUACAGAAGCGUCUUGCAGUGGGAGAGUUCCCACUGUAACAGGAAAGGAAAUUGGUGUGCUGAAUCUGUCCCUUUGCCCCUUUGUAGUAUGAAAAUGGUGUGAGUUACAAGGAAAAGGAGGUACUUACUGAAAAAUACCUCUGCAUACCUGCAGGUUCCUCCCCUGGAUGUGCUGGGCUGCAGGGGGGCUCCUGGGCUCUCUCACUGUGACAGAGUGAACAGACUUCCCAGCCAGAGGAUGCAGGGUGGCUGUUGUGGGAGCAGUUACGUUAUUCCUGAAAGAAAAAAAGGUGCAGAGACCCGAGUGACUCCAGUGUAUUUGGGUUUUAGGCUCACAUAUACACAGCAGCCAGACUUCCAGCAGUGGGAGAGCACAGUGGGGCAAUUCUAGCUGUUGUUUUGUGUGCAAGGCUUAGAGGCCUAGGUGGUUUGCACCUAUUCUUCCCAAAGCUGCUACAGAGAGUGACCUUUGGAAGGAGAUGUUCCCACCAUGACCUGCUCUGAUCCUUAGCAGUGCAAACUUAGAAAGUCAGUGCAGCUGAUACUACAGUUUAGUGUGAGGCUGAGUGCUUGGAUGUGUUUCUUCCUUCUUUAAGAGCAUUAUGUAUUUUCUAUCCAUUUUUAAGAUAAUUGGUAAUGUUAUUUAUAGUUGGUUGUGCACCUCUGUGUAUCCUGAAGUCCCACAGCACAGGACUGGGCAGGAAAACCUAAGUGACUGGAAAGAAUGGGGAAAUGAUGGUUAAGGAAAAAAAACCAGAUGCCCAGUCUGCUCCAAAGGUCAAUCUGAAAGGAUUUCUGAGACAGAGUGACAGACACACAGGGUUUUACACUGACUGGAGACACAGGGCAAAACCUGCCUCGUUUAUCAACUCUAAUUAUGGCAUAAGACAAUGAGAAUAAUUGAGUACUUUUAUUUGCGAACCAAGUUUAUUUUUUAACCUUAUUGAGCUCAGGAAUGUUGUCACAGUAGCAAAUACGUGGUGUUAACUGUGGGAGAAGUGAAUGUGAUCCCUUUAUAAAAGCCAUGUGGCUGUACCAGUCCUGAGAAAGCUGUGCAGCACCAUCGACACUUCCACAGAGCAUAGUUUAGUACCAAUUUUCUUUUUUCCCCCCUUUUCUUAUCUAUAAAUGUAUUGCAAACCCCAGGCUCUGCUGCCUUUGAUGUUUUGUCUCCAUUUGCUGGUAUUUGCUUGCCAGCUCUGCAGUUUCAAUAUGCCAACUGAUUUUAUUAGCCAUGAAGACAAUUUCCAUUGAGAGACCUGAGGGGCUUUUAUUCAUCACUUAGCACAAAAAUGGAUCUUUUUCAACAGUGCUAAGGUAAUUCCCCCUCCUCCCAUCCCAUUUUUUUUAUGCAUGUGAUAUGCACUCAGUAAUGUGCUUUCCUUCUAGUAACCUUCUGAGAAAAGUAGGUAGAGUUGCUUUUAUGUGACUUAUAAAUAUAUCCAUAUUGUGCUGAGAUAUGGAUAUAUACACAUUCAUACAUAUAGCCCCUUAGGGAUUUUGUUUUCUUAGAUGCAAAAUUACAGAUUUACCUCAAACUGCAUGCUUUCAAAACUGACUAGGAUAUUGUGGUAUACUUUCAGGUCUUACAAAGAUGCAGAUACAUUUCACUCUUCACACAAAAAUACCUUCAGCACAGGUUUUGCAAGCUGUUUACUACAAUCUGUGUGCUACUGUCCAGAGUUUUCUGUCGGUUGUUCUGCUGGAUUACGUGCAAUAAUAAAGUUAUCUGCUCACUGUA
Messenger RNA from Melopsittacus undulatus (budgerigar), 4860 nucleotides. RefSeq names its product junctophilin 2 (gene JPH2). Gene Ontology annotation, cellular component: plasma membrane; sarcoplasmic reticulum; endoplasmic reticulum membrane. Lineage: Eukaryota; Metazoa; Chordata; Aves; Psittaciformes; Psittaculidae. The record is from RefSeq and is a predicted model, not a curated record.